This is a messenger RNA of Caenorhabditis bovis, 1419 nucleotides long. The record is from the annotation of a GenBank genome assembly. NCBI's taxonomy places the organism in Eukaryota, Metazoa, Nematoda, Chromadorea, Rhabditida, Rhabditidae.
AUGAUCUACUAUUUGAUUCUUUAUUUAAUCGCCGCACUUGUCAGAUCCGCAUAUUCAUUACCGCAGCACAGAACUCAAUCAAACGAAUUACCAGCCUCAGAAUUUCCAAAGGAUUGGUCGGAAGGAACCACUACGCUUGAAUCAAUUGCUCGAGGGAACCACCAGGAACACACGCCUAUUGAAAAUCCACAAACGUCAGACACUGAAAUUCUAGAAAGGUUAUUAACAAAGGGUUACGAUUGGCGGGUCCGACCGCCCGCUGCAAAUGGAACAAUUAGCAGUGGUCCCGUUGUAGUUUCAGUCAACAUGCUUUUAAGAAGUAUUUCAAAAAUAGACAAUGUUAAUAUGGAGUAUAGUGUACAAUUGACAUUUCGAGAGAGCUGGGUUGACAGCCGAUUGAGUUAUGGUGUUAAAGGAGAUGCUCUUCCGGACUUUCUGAUUCUCACGGCAGGACAACAAAUUUGGAUGCCUGAUUCGUUCUUCCAAAAUGAGAAGCAAGCUUAUAAGCAUAUGAUAGAUAAGCCAAACGUGUUAAUUAGAGUUCACAAGGAUGGAACAAUUCUAUACUCAGUUCGAAUUUCUUUGGUGCUUUCUUGUCCUAUGCAUCUUCGCUAUUAUCCAAUGGAUGUUCAACAGUGCUUCAUCGAUUUAGCUUCAUAUGCUUAUACUACAAAAGAUAUAGAAUACGUCUGGAAAGAAGAUAAUCCGGUUCAACUCAAAAGGGGUCUUUCAAGUUCUUUGCCAUCUUUCCAAUUAGCGAACCAUAACACAACCUAUUGCACUAGUAAAACGAACACUGGCGCUUAUUCGUGCCUCCGCACAAUUCUGAUAUUCAAGCGGCAAUUCAGCUAUUACCUUCUUCAACUUUAUAUUCCAUCGUGUAUGUUGGUUAUUGUUUCUUGGGUAUCGUUCUGGAUCGACAGGACAGCAGUGCCAGCGAGGGUGACGUUGGGGGUAACAACAUUGCUCACAAUGACAACGCAAUCGUCUGGUAUCAAUGCGAAACUGCCUCCAGUCGCUUAUAUCAAAGCAAUCGAUGUGUGGAUUGGAGCGUGCAUGACAUUUAUAUUCUGCGCCCUUCUUGAAUUCGCAUGGGUGACAUAUCUCGCCAAUAAACAGGAUGUCUUAAAAAAAAAUCGGACAGAACGCGAGAAGCAAGAAGUGCAACUGCUAACAAAUUCGCACAACGAUGUCUGGGUUCCCCGAGAAGUAGCCGAGCAAGAACGUGAAGUAAUGACCGUCAGGAUGAAUAGGAGGCAGAAUAAUGGAUUGUUAAAAUGGAUUAAAAGAAAAACAGAAUGGCACGACGAAUCGAAAAGGGCGGACUUGAUAUCAAGAGUCCUAUUUCCUCUUCUUUUUCUAACCUUCAAUAUCAGCUAUUGGUCUCAUUACGGUCAGUAUGGAGUCGUCCUCCAUUGA